AAAAAAAAAAAGAAUGCUACAAGAGAAGUUGCAUUCUUGUCUUCUCUACAAGAGAAGGCUCAAUAUUUAGCAAUCUCCAUGCAUUGUUACUAAUUAUUUUCUUCAUUACUUUUGAAUGUUUUUACAUUGGUGAAACAUUGCUCAGCUGGCAAUGUUCUCAGAUUUUUCCUUCUUGAAGUAGAGCAUCAUCACAACGAUAAUCUUUUUUAUCAGCAGUUUUGUAAGCAUGUAUUGACUCUGCCAAGUUUUCGCGUAGGUCCCUUGAGCCGUGUUUGUUUCUGUUCUGAUUCCCUGAAGCCUUUCUCGGAUGGUCCUAGUCUCCAAGUCAUGCAGUUUUUCUCACGCUUAUUAAAUAUCUGCGCUUGGGAUAGUGGGAAAACUGACUUGAUUUAUGGUACUCUCUUUCACACUAAAACAGCUCUUUUGAGUGUGUGUACACACAAACACUGUGGAAGCAGAUUUAUCUUAGCCAAAGUGACUUUAAUCGCCUAUCAUUUGAAAUUAAAUGUUACUCAUGACGAUAGAGCCAAAUGACACUGAAGAUGAUAUGGCAUAUACCAUAAGGACACGGGCAGACCUACCGGAAAGCAGUUCGUGUGACAACUGUGGGCUUCUCUUACUCGGAGAGAAGGCAGGUCUCCUCCCUCCUCCGUCCCGAGUUCAAUCCAAAAGACAGUAUGUGGGGCUGAGCAAGGCAGCUGCCCUGAAAGUGGGGGCAGCAGUCCAGAGGAGGGCUUCAGAGCCCGUGUUGGGGGAGGAGACGUCUGCCUACGGUUUGGCUACAGCAGUGACAGUAAUGUGUGAACAGGGUAUCCAUGAGGGGGUGGCAGAGACCAUGGGAGGAGGCAAGAUUCUCACUGUAGGAGAAGGGGGUUUACAAAUACAGAAAAGAGAGAAAAUGAGAAUACCUAUGGCAUGGAUUGGAAUUGAACUAAUGGUUUUCAAUUUAUAUGAAUAAACAUAUGUGUACAUACUUAAAUACAGAUCUAUACUUACAUCUAUUAAUAUAGAGAGACGUAAAUAUGUGUGUGUAUGUGUAUAAACUCACAGGCAUAUUCCUUAACUCUGUCUAUGGAGAAGACCUGGGAACAGUGACACCCUAAUAGUAAUGAGUACACCUAGCAUUCGGACCUUGGUUUCUCAACAGAGCAGGAAAACUAAAAGAUGAGUUUGGAACAUCUUGUGUCAGAAUGCAAGAAAGUGCUCAAAGAAUGAUGGGGUCAUGACAAUAAGAAACUGAAGCCAGCUUGAAGGGACUCCCACUGGCCAAAUCUGGAAUAAUUUGAGCAUCAAAAUACAUACUGAUAGGAGCAUGUUAUAACUCAUUGAAUAAAAUAGGAAUCCAUGAGUCCAUGCUGAUAUAAAUUGAUAACAUAAACCAGAUAAAGAGAAUUCUUUUUCUUACAGUAGGAUGUGCCACUAAUAAAUGGAGAAGGAAUGACAGAAUUUUCAAAAUCACCAUUUGGCAAUCAUCAUAGUAAUGAGUAAUUCAGCCCAACAAAAUACUUAAUUACAAAGAAGAAAACUAACUUUACAUUGAGGAAACCUAGCCAGUACGGUCGUAAUUAAUCAAAAUAAACGUCAUCAGUUAUGAGACAAAUUGAAUUUGUGCACCACCUGACAGGAUGCAAAGAAUGCAUCAUUACUUCUGUGGUAUUCCUGCCAAAACCUGAAUCUAGUCACAGAGCCACAUCAGACAAACUCAGAUGGAGGGUAAUACUACAAAAUAACCGGCCUCUGAACUUCAAAAUUCAAGGAAAGAAAAGUCAGGAAAGACGGAGGAACUAUUUAAGAUGGAAGAAAACUAAAGAGACUUGAUAACUCAAUGCCAUAUAUGAUCCUGGUUUGGAUCCUUUCGCUAUAAAGGGUAUUGUUGGGAGAAUUGGUGGCACUUGAAUAGAGUCUGUGGAUUAGACAGUAGUGGUAUAUCCUUGUUAAUUUCCUUAUGUUGAUGGCUAUUUUGUGGUUAUAUGGGUUAUAUCCUUGUUUGUAGGAAUUACACACCAGAGCAUUUAGGGUAAAGAGGUAUCAUGUCAGAGCUUACUCACAGAUGGUUCAGGGAAAAAAAGCUCUGUGAAUUUGAAAUUAUUUCAAAUUUUUAAAAAUAGCAAAAUAAAUGUUCUUUGAGGCAUAUUCACCACUAAAGUUAUUGUUUCCUUUCAAAACUAUAGAGACAAGACUUUUUAUAUAAACUUACAGCAGGACAGUGUGUUUCCUUAUUGCGAUUUUUGAUGUUUAUCAGAUACAAGAAUAAUAAGCUUACAGAGGAUCUUUAAAAGAGAAUUGUUUUAUUUUUUAACCCACUCAACACACACACACACACAAAGCCGUAAAGAAUUUUAAAGUGGCCGGUAUAGCUGUGUACGUACUCAGUUUCUAAACUUGUGGCCUAAAAGCAGUUGGGCAGGAUUUUAAAAACAACCUCCUGAAAAAGAGAAUGUUGGAGUUUAUUGUUUUUGCUGUUCUUUUUGCAAAGUAAUUAAGAAUGGAGGCCCUGGAGCCAAGCCGCUUGUUUGGAAUCCUGGCCACCGCUUAUGUGUGACCUCUGACAAGGUAUUUGAUCUCUCUAGCCUCAGUUUUCUCAUCUGUAAAUCGGGAUAAUACUGUUGAACUCACAGGUCUGUCAACAGGAUAAAUGAGAUAAUACAUGAAAAACACUUAGACUGUGGCGCCUUGGGAGCACUAAAGUUGGCUGCUGCUGUUACUAUUUCAGGAAAAGUUAAUGCUUUCAUAAAAGAACCCUAGUAUGAUUAUAUUGGCUUCCUUCUCCCUCACUAGGAGUAGAAUUACUAGGAGGCUAUAAAAUUUAUGGCCUCUGCUGUUAAACCUGUCCCAAGAUCAAACUAAAGCCUGGAAAUGGAGCAUAUUCUAGAAGACGGCAGGCAUUGUAAUGCAAUAGAAAAAGACUUGGCCUUUGGAGAACUAAGACUGGUUAAAUUCCAGACCUGCCACUUAGACGCUCAGUGACUUUGGUCUUCACCUUGAAAUGUCUAUAAUGUACAAAUCAUCAUAGCAACCAUAAAGGGCUGUUGGGGGGUUAACUGAGAUAAACUUCACAAAACUUCUAAUAAAGUGACUGACCUGAAGAAUGUCCUAAAACAAUGAUGGUUAUUUUCUUACUCCUUUAAAGGUGCAGAACAGUGAAUUUAGAAGGAUAAAGGCGUUAGGAUUAGAAAUAGUAGCAGAGCUUUUGAGGACAUUUUUGAGAAGUGUGAUAAGCUUGUUGCUGCUUGUUCCUGCAGAGGUCUAGACUACCAACGAUGGGCUUAAAUUGCUUCAGAAGGAAUGCCAGUCGACAGGAAGCAUGUCAUGUGUUGUGUAAUCCCAUUCUCAAGAGACGCUGGAGAAGGGUAGAUAGCUAUCUUUCUAGCACAGCACGGGUUUAGUGCACACCAGCCUUGGAACCAGGGACAAAGGACAGAAUCUUUGUCUAGUUCCCAUCUGUGUUUAAAUAUUGAAGCGAAUAUUGAUUUUUCUGGCUAUAAAAAUGUAAUCCUUUCUUUAUCCCACAGAAGGAUCAUGUCAGAUGCACAUUCAAAAUGUAUGUGUAUAUUUUCUUUUAAAGAGAAAAUUGUUCAUCUAAAAUUAGUCACUCUUGGUCAUUGAUCUAGGACUUCUUUAGAACUCUGGGUGUUAUCAAAAGACUUUUUCCUGUCGCACUAUCUUCUGCUUUAAUGCAUUCACUCAGUCAUGCAACAAGUAUUUAUUGAGAACUCCUAAUAUUCCAGGCACUCUGCUAGAUGUUGGUUAGAAAAAAGUGAACAAAAUAGAUCUCUCAUGGAAGAGGAUUCACUCCACUGCUCUUAAAACCUCCAGUGAGCUUUAUGGGAGCUCUUUGCAAAGGAGCAUACUUUGAACCAUUAAAAAAAAAAAUCAGAUUCUUUUGGUUACAGCUAUAGAUGAUAGAAUAUGUUUGGUGUAUGUGAAAACAGGCUCAUCUCCACGUUUGCCUGCAAUCGCCGUACCUACACGUUUCCUUCGAGCAGCGUGCCUUGUGUCUAGUGGGCAGCAGUCUGUGACUUGCAGGAGAGGUACCCAUUGUUGGUAACUCAUGUGAAAUUAAACUUGGGCUGGUCGCUGGUUGAAUCUGUUAUGAAAUAUAAGCUCUCGGUGUCUCUGCUUUUAAUACGUGGGAGGAGAUUUUUCCUUAGAACAAUCAUGGCGAUGUUAACUCUCUUGAAAAGCCGACUAGUGGCUCAAAGGAAAACUGCUGCUCUGGUCUGAAUUGGCGAAGGCAGAAAGCUGCAAUUACAGUACAUUUCCCUAUUACAAAGAGCGCUGGCUUUGCCAGGGAGGGCCGGACGCAGCAUAAAAGCACACCAUAAAAGAACUUUGGUAGUGAAAUGCCUCUGUUUUUAUCCAGAUAUGCUGGUAGCAUGUUUAUUCAGUGUGGUGCCUCUGCUGAGAUAAGACCCGCUUCCUUCGGAUGCCCUAGACUGCCAUUUGUUUAGCUGGAGAACUUAAUGAGUAAUGAAUGUGCUUGUCUGGCUGAUAGAAAGUAUUUCCACAGCCUGCGGCUGUGUUUAUAGAGAGGGGGAGAGAGACCACAGGCAGCAAUUUGUCUUCUUAGGUAUCAGCAAAGUCUUCUCUUUUAACAACUAGAGGAUUUAUUUUUAACUGCUUGACUCAGUGUUUGUCAGAUGAUUCGGACCAUCAAACUGCAGAUUGAAGUACCCGGCGCGGGGGAAGCUGGAAUGGCAAGCGAAAGGGGGCUGGCUGGGAAAAGGGGUGGGAUUUCAGCAUCGUGCCUCCGUGGCUCUGCCUCCCAAUGUGGGAGAGUUUAGGGCUUCCUGCAGCAUGAGUGUAUUGCAGGUCAAGCUGGGAACUAAAGGGUAAUGGCUGCCUUCAGCUGCUUAAAGACGUGAUUGCCCAGUGAUUGGGGUAUUGUGAGGAGGCGCCCAGGACCCAGGGACCAGAGCGUUCUGAGCGCGCCGGCCUCUGCUGUUCGGCUAUUUGAGCUUUUCUCCUGCUUGAUGCUGCCUGUCUCCAGAAGCCUCUCACCAUGAUCGAUAGCUCCAAGAAGCAGCAACAGGGCUUCCCAGAGAUUUUAACUGCUGGGGAUUUGGAACCUUUAAAAGAAAAGGAAUGCCUUGAGGGGAGCAACCAGAAAAGUCUCAAGGAAGUGCUCCAGCUGAGGCUGCAACAAAGGAGGACGAGAGAACAACUAGUGGACCAGGGCAUCAUGCCACCUUUGAAGAGCCCAGCGGCAUUCCAUGAGCAGAUAAAAAGCUUGGAACGAGCCAGAACUGAAAACUUUUUGAAACACAAGAUUCGGAGCCGACCAGACCGUUCUGAACUUGUCAGGAUGCACAUUUUAGAAGAAACGUUUGCAGAGCCGUCCCUGCAGGCUACUCAGAUGAAGUUGAAAAGAGCUCGACUAGCUGAUGAUCUGAACGAAAAGAUUGCUCAACGACCCGGUCCCAUGGAGCUGGUAGAGAAAAACAUCCUUCCUGUAGACUCCAGUGUUAAGGAAGCAAUUAUAGGCGUCGGGAAGGAGGACUACCCCCAAACUCAGGGCGAUUUCUCAUUUGACGAAGACAGCAGUGAUGCUCUGUCUCCGGACCAGCCAGCCAGCCAGGAGUCUCAGGGGUCAGCCGCAUCCCCAAGUGAGCCAAAAGUUAGCGAAUCGCCAUCUCCUGUGACUACAAACACUCCAGCCCAGUUUACUUCAGCAGUUCCUGAAUUCUUGAAAACUCCUACUACGGAUCAGCCCCCCACAAGGUCCACAGCUCCUGUCCCCCCCACAAACACUGUGUCCUCAGCAAAGCCUGGGCCAGCACUGGUAAAGCAAAGCCAUCCCAAGAAUCCGAAUGACAAACACCGUAGCAAAAAGUGCAAAGAUCCCAAACCCCGGGUGAAGAAGUUGAAGUACCACCAGUACAUUCCACCAGAUCAGAAAGGUGAGAAGAACGAGCCACAGAUGGACUCCAACUACGCCCGCCUGCUCCAGCAGCAGCAGCUGUUCCUGCAGCUACAGAUCCUGAGCCAGCAGCAGCAGCACUACAACUACCAGACCAUCCUGCCCGCGCCACUCAAGCCACUCAAUGACAAAAAUAACAGUGGGAGUUCAGCUUUGAACAAUGCCACACCUAACACAGCAAGACAGAGCGCGUGCGCUCCUGGGAGGAAGCCGGGACCUCUGCCUUCUAGCCUGGAUGACCUAAAGGUGUCAGAACUGAAGACAGAACUGAAGUUGAGAGGUCUUCCAGUGUCCGGCACCAAACCAGACCUCAUCGAACGCCUGAAACCCUACCAGGAAAUGAACAGCAGCAGCGUAGCCGCUAGUGGCAUCGUGGCAGUGUCAACAUCUGCCAUCGUCACUAGUAACCCAGAAGUCACCAUGGCAUUGCCAGUUACAACACUACAUAACUCUGUGACCAGCUCAGGCCCCACUUUCAAGGCAGAAUUGCCCUCUGCUGGAACCAGCAACGUAGCCCAUGUUGAAAGCAUUAAUUCCCCUCUGCCAAUCUCGCCGUCUCCCUCUGAACAGUCCAGUCUCAGUACCGAGGACACGAGCAUGACGGACACUUUCACCGAGAUUAUGACCAUGAUGUCUCCUUCACAGUUCUUGUGUUCGUCUCCUCUGAGAGUGACAAAUAAUGAAGACAGCCUAAGUCCCACCAGCAGCACCCUGUCAAAUCUGGAACUGGAUGCAGCCGAGAAGGAUCGCAAGCUUCAGGAGAAAGAGAAGCAGAUCGAAGAGCUAAAGAGGAAACUGGAACAAGAGCAGAAGCUCGUGGAAGUUCUGAAAAUGCAACUUGAGGUUGAAAAACGAGGGCAGCAGCAGCAGCAGCAGCAACAGCGGCCGCUGGAACUCCAGCCCAGUGCACCCGCUAAUUCUGCCCAUAAAUUAGAUCAGAAACAUGGCAGUGUUGCUUCCUCCAUCAAAGACGAGACCGCGCUCACUGACUGCUCCAGCUCCAGGCAGCCCGUCUCAGUGGCCAGCCAUUCUGUAAGCCAGCCUGUCUCCACGGGUGGCCAGACCCUUGUUGCCAAAAAGGCUGUAGUGAUCAAGCAAGAGGUCCCCGUGGUCCAAGCAGAGCAGCAGAGCAUCGUCCCGCAGUUUUAUGUGAGUUCCCAGGGACAGCCGCCGCCUGCCAUCGCUCAGCCUCAGGCUUUACUGACCACGCAGACUGCUCAGCUGCUGCUCCCAGUGUCCAUCCAGGGCUCGAAUGUCACCUCAGUGCAGCUCCCAGUAGGCAGCCUCAAACUCCAGACUCCACCACAAGCAGGAAUCCACACUCAGCCUCAGAUAGCAACUGCUGCCUUGUCCUCGGGCUUGGCCCAGACUGCACCCCAGAAACAAGAUGCUUUCACGCCGCAUGUGCUCAGUCAGUCUCAGCAAGUCAGAAAGGUGUUCACAAACUCGGCCUCAAACACAGUCCUUCCGUACCAGAGAGCACCUGCCCCGGCAGCCCCGCAGCCCUUUAUUAAGAAGACUUCCAACGGCGCUCCUCCAUCCAGAAAUGCGCCGCUUCCGUCCCUGCACAACGGGCCCAGCACGCCCAGCAAGCCUGGGUCGCCCCCUCCACCCCAACAGUUUGUCGUCCAGCACUCUCUCUUCGGGAGCCCUGUCCCCAAGACGAAAGACCCUCCCCGCUAUGAGGAGGCCAUCAAGCAGACGCGCAGUGCCCAGUCCUCCCUUCCGGAGAUUUCCAGCGCACACAGUCAGCAGAUGGACGACCUCUUUGAUAUCCUCAUUAAGAGUGGAGAGAUUUCCCUCCCUAUAAAAGAAGAGCCUUCUCCUAUUUCCAAAAUGAGACCAGUGACAGCCAGCAUCACCACAAUGCCAGUCAACACAGUGGUGUCCCGGCCACCCCCCCAAGUCCAAAUGGCACCACCCAUAUCCUUAGAACCUAUGAGCAGUUUAUCUGCCAGCUUAGAGAACCAACUAGAAGCUUUCUUGGAUGGAACUUUACCCUCAGCCAAUGAAAUUGCUCCACUACAAAGCAGCAGUGAAGAUAGAGAGCCCUUCUCUCUGAUUGAGGAUCUCCAGAACGAUCUGCUGAGCCACGCAAGUGUGCUGGACCAUUCUCACUCACCCAUGGAAACUUCCGAGGCCCAGUUUGCUGCAAGUACUCCCUGCCUGUCACUUGACCUUUCUGACUCAAACUUGGACAACAUGGAGUGGUUAGACAUUACCAUGCCUAACUCGUCGUCAGGACUCACUCCUCUCGGCGCCACUGCUCCAAGUAUGUUCUCUGCCGACUUUCUAGACCCACAAGACCUACCACUGCCGUGGGACUAACAUCACGCAUUUCUCGUCUGAGAGUUCAUGAGGUUUAAGAAGAUGAAGAUGAUUCUAAAAGGUCAGUUUUUAGGGACAGAUCCAUAGUUGCAUCAUUGCAAUUAAAAUAUGUUGUCACGGAAAGAAUGGAUGGACAGUCAUAGCCUGGAAACCAAGUUUGAAAACAUUUCACUGCAUCCAGCAGUGAAUGUCUACAAUUCAGUAUAGCACAGGGCCUUCUGAAAAAUCUCUAGUCAGAGAAGACUCAUCUGUUUCUCCAGACUUUGGUAAAGAAUGACAAGUACCUUUAGAUAAAAACAUAAAGAAGAGUAGUGUGUGCAGGAUAGCAAUGUGAGGGUUCUCUGGUAAUCAGCUGCAUUUAAACCAUCAUGGUCACUUUAGACCUAGCAUAAAAGAAUGCCAGUGUGAGGGAGGUGAGAGGUCACUGCAUGUGGUGUUUCCUAGACAUGGUCUGAGCCUGGCCCAAGGUGCAGCAGGGGUCAGAGGCAGUGGAGAGCGCCAGCUGGCUCAGUGACAGCUUCCAGCUGAAGACUUUGGUUCCAUUCAGAAACUAAUGUAAUUUUUUUGUGUUGUAGUUUAUUUUGUGAUUUUUGGAAUCUUACUUUAGAUUUCCAAAUUUAAAUUUAAAUGGAAGGUCUUUCACCAUAACCAGACAAUGUCUACAAAAUUCUGUCAUAAACAAUCCACUGUGAAAAGUCCAGGUAUACUGAUAACACUGAGAAUUCUCCGAGCAGCCCUCUGGGUUGGUUAGAGCGAUUUGUAAUGUGUAUAUUAGACGUGUGUGUGUGUGUGUGCACUCUGACAGUGUGUUUUGUGCAGCCUACACUGGGGCAAGGCGUUGGGCAUCCAGUGGUCCUGUUAAUAACUCGAAUAUUUCUUGAGCACUUGAGCCACAUGUAUUUCCAUGUUUAAAGAAUUGCUGACUGACUUUCAGGUAACCAGACCCAUCUCACAGAACCAAGAAAAGGCUUUAGCGUAAAAUAUCUUUCUGAGCUGGUGAGUUGCAAAGAGAAGGCAAAAGAGAAGUCUGUCAUCAACCCAGGAUGUUCCCAUGUGGUUCCAGGUUAGACCGUGUCGCCAGGUUGGCCGCUGAUCCCAGCUCUGGCUGUCCUCUUCUCUGUUGCUUAUCCCUGGUUAUUGCUUUACAGGCUUGUAACUGGAUAUCAUACCUGAGCUCUCACUAUAUUAUCAAGCCGAAGAUUGAAAAACUGGAGGUUUUAUUAGUAAUUUUUUGUAUAGAAGAAAAGUUGUCACAUAUUUGUUGAGUAGUUUAAGAAUUUUCUAAAUGCCAACUAUGACAGGAUUUCCAAAAUUACUUCAAGCUAGUUAUUUAAGUAUAUGACAAAAUGUAAAUAACUGAAAAAAAACCUGAAGUCUACCAAAAAGCAUGGAGGUUUUUAUUCGAUAAUAUCAUGCUCUCCACCUCACCUUGUGUAAACCCUAGGGCCAGGUUAACUUCUCGGGGUCAUUAAAUGGUGACUGUUCCCACAGUGACAUGCAGGAGGCAACCUGACCCAUUAUCUGGGAAGACUUUACGCGUCAUUCUGUGUGUGUGUGUUUUGCCUCAGAGCUGAUCUCAUUUCAGAUUUGUAUUUCGGUUUGUAAAUUUUACAACAUGUCAGAAAAGUCCAUUUUCCCAGCAUUCAGUCACCUCGAACACUGGAGCCCUCUGUGCGCUGGCACUUCCCAACGUGAACGAGCUCCUGGAUGGUUCAGGGCACAGGCGGGCAUGCUCAGUGAGGUCUGUAGUGAGUAGCUGAAGUGUUUAGAAGUUGGUGAUCCCACAGAAACUCUCUCUUACCCAGUACGCUGCCAUCUGACCAGGCCCAGCAGAGGGCUUGCCUUCUGGGCCGUGAUGCGCAUCCUUGAGUCGGUUCCUUUCAGACCGCCUGUCUCCUGCUGGGCUAUUUACUUGGGAAGGUGCUUUCCAUAGGGAGGGUCCUGGCCAGGGGUCUUUGUCUGGGGCGUGUCUGGUCCAUGCGUAGACUCUGAGCGUCAUUUGCAUUCAGAUUUGAGUGGCUUAUUGCAUCAGCGCUGCCUGUCAGUGGGACUGUAGGAGGCAACUCAGCAGCUAGUGCUGUUGACUCUUGUCGUAUAACUUUCUAUCUCCAUCCUCCUGAGUUGUGUACAUAGAUGGUUUUCUAGCCCUCAACUCCCUUAUUGCUUUUUUAAAAUAGGGUUUGAAACAUGCCACAGGAAGGUUGCUCUCCAAAAAUACACACUGCCAUGCAAAGAAUGCCAUCUCAUUAGCCUGCUCUCUUGUGACUAUGACUUGCUCAAGUGCUCGCUUCACGUAUGUGUUCAAACCUUUUUGUACCAGCAUUUCCUUUAAAAGGAAGGCAUGGAGUUGCUAGUUAUUAACUCUACCAGCCACCCACUCACACCAUUCCGCUGGGCCCUCCUGUCCCGGCUUGAGCAGCAAGCCGGGCAUCUGACAUCGAUGCUGCUCUCCAGGGUCCCAGCUACAUGUUCCAGGUUAGAGUGAGAACACAGACUGUGUGCGGCAUGUGACGUGACCAAAGAUGACCCUCUUGUAAUCAAGGCCCCUCUGACCUAACUCGGUGUCCAUAAUGGUAAGUGCAAAGGCAAGGGGGUGUGUUUACUAAGAGGACUGUGUUUAUCGUUUGAGGUAAGUUUCACAGCCCUGAAAGCACAGGUCAGACGAGCCGGGUGGAUUUUCGGCAUGCACGUGUGUAGUUUAGAAGGGGUGCUGUCGUGGUCCAUCACCUUGCAGAAUAUCAUAUUGCCAAGAAAACAACUAACUCCUAGAAACACACUCUCUCACAUCCAGUCUUAUUUCCUCAAAUAUUCCUGAAACACAGUAGUAUCAAGCUGACCUUUCUAGUAUCUACAGGUAUCAGGUCAUGUCAUGGGUGGGUGAAUAGAAAGUUAUCCCAAAGCUUCUACACAGUCUCUGGGAGUCUGGGGGGUGGUCAUCUUGUACAUUUCAGCCAGGCCUGUGCUAGGAAGCCUCUUAGGACAGCGUUCGUGGUUCACGUGCUUGUGUUUUUCCUGAAAUGUGCAAUCUACUGUAUAGCAUUUGCCACAUAUUUGUAUAUAGAUGUAUUCUGAAUUUGUGGAAUUUCUUGCUUAGAUACUAUUUGUGUUUGUUUUAUAUGAAUAUUUUUAUAAUACUGAAGAGAGCUUAUUUAAAUUCCCUUUGUAAAGUCUGCACCGUUCUGCGAUCCGUGUAGCUGGCGCUUCCGUGAGUGCAGCUUAAGACAGUGGCAGAGGCAGGCUGGCAUUGCUUCCUGGCUGCCGCCUGUUGCAGGCAAAGUCACGGGAAUCAGAUAGGCCACUGAGCCGUGCAGUCAGCGGACACUGAGUGCUGCAGCAGGAGCGUGGUACCCAUUUUGUCACCAAAGCUGACUCAGGCUUCCUCUCCCCUCAACCCCAGAUCAUUCCAGGCCACAUAGGAGUCCCUUCGGAAUUCCCAGGCUGAAUCCAGCUGACGAAACAGCUGUCCCUGCAAGUGAGGGGACAGUCCCUCUCCUGUCCGCAAACAGACUUGGCCCUAGGGAAGUGCUCAAGCACUUGGCAGGGUCCCUACACAGCCUCACCUGUGUCGUGGGCCCCCCGAGUGGCUAGCCUCACCAGAGCCCCUGCUGUCAGGCAGGUGGGGAGGGUGUGGGCCGCUGAGGGCUUUUUAGAGAACUUUAGAGAGAACAGCUUUUCACUGUCCACCAGCAGAGCAACAAAGGUCCAUUUACCAAACUCACAAAUACCCUCCAUCCCUCACCACUAACACGAAUCCUGACUACUGCCAGCGGAGCCGAAUACCCAACUGUCCCUGCCCCGGAGGCCACACAUAGCCCAGGUCAUCAGAACGGGAACUGGAAGGUCAGGGUCACCGAGGAGCCCGCUUACCAGUGAGGAGUGUGUCUUUGGAGAGCAGCCUGACUGCGUUUCAGUCAAAACUGGAAAAUAACAACAUUUAGUAAUUCUUUCUCCUGGUCCAAACCUUCAGUAACUUGUUCAUGCAACAAUCUGUCCUGGCUGCAUUUUCCUCUGUGAAGUGACUGCGUGGUAAUAAGCAGGUCAGUGUUUUCCACGUACACCUUUUCUUGAAGCAUUUGAGGAAAUGCAUCAUUGCAAAGGGUUUCUACCUGACACCUUUGAUUUGAGGCCUGUAAUUCAAAAAGCUGCACAUGUUUACAAAAGAGCUCUUACCCUCCACGUAAAUACAUUGCUCUGUGAAUCAUUAUUGGAAAAUGUCACCGUUUUGUGACAACAGGAUGGCAAUCUCAGAUCUACAAGGUGCUGUCUGGAAUCAAAUAAAAUGUCAUUGGUGAUAUCCACACAGGUGUCGUGUUUAACAGAGCUUUGUGCCAACUACUAAGACAAAGCUUUAACCAAGUUCAUAGAAGCACCGAGACUCAUAACAAUUACCUCUCUACGUUAUGCUGUAAGGAAACCUGCUAAUUGGUAGGAGGAGGAAGCAGUUAGAAGAGGGUUUAGUAUCUACCAAAAGUACUUAACCUCAAGUAACCAAUAGUAACACGAACUCGCUUUAAAGGAACCAAAGGCACUGCCAAGUAUUUGCCAAAAGGAGGCACUUUUUAUUUAAAAUUUGAGACUAAAGAGAUCUCAAAAAUCAGUCCCAAAAAGGUAUUAUCCAUUUAAGGUUAUAAUUUUCACAAAGAUGUAGAUAUUUCUCUUGUUUUCAUGUAAAAUAGUAUAGAUUCGUUUUGUUGGCUUAAGAAUAAAACAUAUUUAGUAGUACUACGAAGUUUUCUCCUUUCUGCGUAUAAAUUAGUUUUCUUUUCUUGCUUGCAAUAGAAAUGCAACGCGAUAGGUGUUUCUCUUCUUAUUUUCAUUGUCACAUUAUGUCUUAGCAUCUCACUUUAUGAAAAAAAGGAGAAAGAUACCAAUCUACAGAGCCCUGCCUAGUAAAGCACUAGUUUAAUAAACAAAAAAUUAUGGCAAUCGGGGGUCCAUUCAUGUAUUGCCUUUAUGUUGUUUUUUAAAAGAAAAACCAUGAUGCCUUUGUAUUUGCUGUUUGCACCCCUGAAAUCAAUUCCAUAUCAUGUUUGAAUGCCAUACAUUUUGCACAUGUACUGUACAUAGGUGAUGCAUACUGUAUUUUUAUAUGUGUGCACCUUUAUCAUCAGAUCUUUUGUACAUAGUGGCAGUAUUGUAGCUGAUCGGGAAAUGUUUGAUAUCUCAGCAAUUUUGCAUUUUUGUGUCUCAAAUAAAAAACCGUUUUGAUGUAC
Molecule: messenger RNA, 13461 nt
Organism: Equus caballus (horse)
Lineage: Eukaryota; Metazoa; Chordata; Mammalia; Perissodactyla; Equidae
Gene: MRTFB
Product: myocardin related transcription factor B
Biological process (GO): positive regulation of transcription by RNA polymerase II; smooth muscle cell differentiation
Cellular component (GO): nucleus
Molecular function (GO): transcription coactivator activity
Source: RefSeq, a predicted model, not a curated record